CCACCUUUAUAAAAAAAAUAAUAUUAAUCAUUACUGGAUGAACUUUACAAUUGUACAAGAUUAAUGCUAAAGUUGUUGCCCCUUACCUCAUAAUGUUAUGUCUAAUUAAUAUGAGAUAAUUAUUGUGCAGUAGAUGUGGGCUCACUGGGCAGACACUAGUAGCAGUUUUCCACAUUCAAGCCCAUCUUUUAUGAGACGGUGUUUCUGGGAAAGAAAAAAAAACAAAAAAACAGGUCGACCUGGAUAAAGUGAGGAGACAGCAACUUAAACUAGGACAAAAAGUGUGAAGUAGAAGAUGAGAAAAACGUAAUGAAAGGAGAAACAGAGGCGUAACACAAGCAGAGCCUGAAUGACAGGACGCUGCUGGCUCGAGGGGCUCUGUGAUCAUGUGAACAGGGGAACAAGAGACUGGCCGCUGGAUGAGCGCAUCUGACAUCCCUAAAGGGACCCUGCCUGGAUGCUGCGAGACACAGACGUGCCGUUCCUCCAGCAUCCAAGAGCGGAAACGCAAUGAAGUAGGUCAUUCACGCAUAGAUACGCACGCAUGCCCCCCCUCCCCUCCAUCUCUCUCUCUCUCUCUCACACACACACACCAGCUCCUCGCUCCUCGCUCCUCGUGCUCCAGCGGCAUCCUUCAGGAGCACACAAAGACAGCAGAAAACACUCAGCCGGACGGAUGGAAGAAAAGGACUGUGCUUUUUCCUCAUGAGUGCAGGAUGUAGAGUGUUUCCCUUAACAGAGCUGGAGUGCUGAGGAAACAGAGCAUCCUGGUUUUUUGGAAGCUCAGCGGACGAGGGAUGAAUUUCUAGCCGGGUUGAGAUCAGGACGCGGCGUUUGGAUGCAGGAACAUGAGGGAGAGAGACAGCAGGGCACGGCCAGUGCCCAGGUGGGGGUUCUCCCAGCGGGACGGAGCAGCGGGACAGGUGGCGCUCCGGUCGAGGACAUGCAGGCGCUGUCAAUCACGUCUCUCUCCGCCUCGGAGCUGGAACAGCAGUAUGAGCUGAUCGCUCCUUUAGGGAAGGGCACCUACGGCAAAGUCGACUUGGUGGUGCAUCGGACACAGGGUACUAAGCUGGCUCUGAAGUACGUGAGUAAGAACAAGACGAAGUUGCGUAGUUUUCUGCGCGAGUACAGCCUGACAGCAGCGCUGGGCUGCAGCCCGUUUAUCAUCAAAGUUCUGAGCGUGCUGUUUGAGACAGAGGACAGCUAUGUGUUCGGACAGGAGUACGCGCCUGCGGGAGAUCUGUUCGACAUCAUCCCACCACAGGCCGGUUUGCCGGAGGAGAUGGUCAAGCGUUGCGUUCAGCAGCUGGGUUUGGCUCUGGACUUCAUGCACAGCAAGAGUCUCGUCCAUCGGGACGUGAAGCCAGAAAACGUUCUGCUUUUCGACCGCGAGUGCCGACGUGUGAAAUUGGCAGAUUUAGGAAUGACACGGCGGGCGGGCAGCAGGAUCAAGCGGAUCAGCGGCACCAUCCCAUACACCGCCGCCGAGGUGUGCCAGGCCUCGGUAUCGGAGGGAAUCGUGGUGGCGACGACCCAGGACGUGUGGGCAUUCGGAGUUCUGCUGUUCUGCAUGCUGACGGGAAACUUUCCAUGGGAAGCGGCGUUGCCUAGCGACGCAUUCUUUUCGGAAUUUCAGCGAUGGCAGCAGGGGGCGUUUCCUCCCGGCGUUGUUCCCUCCCAAUGGCGGCGGUUUUCGGAUGACGCGUUGCGUAUGUUCGGCCGGCUGUUGGCGCUGGAGCCGGAGCGGCGCUGUGGGGUUAAAGAGGUGUUCUACUUCCUGAAAUACGACCUGCUGAAUCAUCAUCGCCGCAGAGCUUCCUGUAGGGUGGCUAGGGGCGGUUCCGCACGUUGCUCCGCCCACAGACACGCGGAACCCUCUCCGCCUUCAGGCACUUCCUGUCUACGCCCCACCCCCCUCAAACGUAGCAUCCUGUCCGAACCGCAUUCUUCAAGGGAAGAGUGCUCCAAAAGCCCGUCGCCCAACCGUCAAGACAAGAGCAAAGUGAUGAUGACCACUCCUAUUGAGAUUUGCGUAUGAAGCCAAAACUGGAUAUAGCCGCAAAAAGGUAGCAAUAUUACUUCAGAACUACUAUUGGGAAAAUGUUUGCAUAGGAACGACAACGUAUUUCGUCAUAGAAUCACCAUAAAUGUAGAAAUAGCAAACGAUUACAUGGUGACUUUGAAACCGUUAAUUUAAACUAAAAGACGUAGCUUUUGGUAGCUCACUUUAGCACUAGAAAUGAAUCAGUUUCACUAGGAAACCGUGGUGAAUUAAUUAAAACUGCUUUCAUUUUAAAGGAAUAGUUCACUCCAAAAAGAAAUGGAAAUUCUGUCAUCAUUUACCUCAUGCCGUUCCAAACCCAUGUGA
Onychostoma macrolepis is the source of this 2371-nucleotide messenger RNA. RefSeq names its product SH3 domain binding kinase 1 (gene sbk1). The coding region runs from base 839 to 2041 and encodes 400 amino acids. NCBI's taxonomy places the organism in Eukaryota, Metazoa, Chordata, Actinopteri, Cypriniformes, Cyprinidae. The record is from RefSeq and is a predicted model, not a curated record. Gene Ontology annotation, molecular function: protein serine/threonine kinase activity; ATP binding. Gene Ontology annotation, biological process: peptidyl-serine phosphorylation; peptidyl-threonine phosphorylation. The transcript has 5 exons.